CCGGGCGCGCAGAGCCACCAUGCCGAACUGGGGAGGCGGCAACAAAUGCGGCGCCUGCGGCCGCAUCGUCUACCACGCCGAGGAGGUGCAGUGUGACGGGAGGAGCUUCCACCGGUGCUGCUUCCUCUGCAUGGUCUGCCGGAAAAACCUGGACAGCACAACCGUAGCCAUUCACGAUGCUGAAGUUUACUGCAAAUCUUGCUAUGGGAAAAAGUACGGCCCGAAAGGUUACGGCUACGGCCAAGGGGCAGGCACGCUCAACAUGGACAGGGGGGAGAGACUGGGCAUCAAGCCCGAGAGCACACCCUCUCCCCAUCGACCCACAACAAAUCCAAACACUUCAAAGUUCGCUCAGAAGUUCGGAGGAGCAGAGAAAUGCUCCAGGUGUGGCGACUCCGUUUAUGCAGCAGAGAAAGUAAUAGGAGCUGGAAAGCCAUGGCACAAAAACUGCUUCCGAUGUGCCAAGUGUGGAAAAAGCCUAGAAUCUACAACCCUAACUGAAAAAGAGGGAGAAAUCUAUUGUAAAGGUUGUUAUGCCAAGAACUUCGGCCCCAAGGGAUUUGGGUACGGCCAGGGGGCUGGGGCCCUCGUCCACGCCCAGUGAAGGGGGCACGGCUCAAAACCCCUUACAGCUCUGCUGAGAUCCUGCUACAAGAAAGAAGAGAGUUUCCUAAAUGUCGCUACCUACUGUGAAACAGAUACUAGUUACUGUAGUGCUCGGGCCAUACAUUCAGCAGACAAAUUGGUUUUUUUAUUUUAGAAGCACUGCUUUUUUCCUCGCUUUGUGUAUCACACUGUAACACUUUUAAUACUGAGUAUCAACUCAAUAAAGCUUUGCUUGUUGAUAUA
Molecule: messenger RNA, 849 nt
Organism: Mesitornis unicolor (brown roatelo)
Lineage: Eukaryota; Metazoa; Chordata; Aves; Mesitornithiformes; Mesitornithidae
Gene: CSRP2
Product: cysteine and glycine-rich protein 2
Exons: 5
Coding region: 20-604 (194 amino acids)
Biological process (GO): sarcomere organization; muscle tissue development
Cellular component (GO): nucleus; cytoplasm; Z disc
Molecular function (GO): structural constituent of muscle; actinin binding
Source: RefSeq, a predicted model, not a curated record